Molecule: messenger RNA, 1683 nt
Organism: Nerophis lumbriciformis (worm pipefish)
Lineage: Eukaryota; Metazoa; Chordata; Actinopteri; Syngnathiformes; Syngnathidae
Source: RefSeq, a predicted model, not a curated record
AUGCGAGACAGUGGGGGUAGCCUGACCCAGAACCGCUGGCAGGGAGAUCUGGGUCUGACUGCUGUGGGCCAGGAAGACACCGGUGGAGGCGGGAUUCCCGGGGAGCACCUGAUUGUCCCGGGUUCUGACCAUAGCAUCCCUAGCCCCAUGCACCUGCGCUUGGGUCAGAAAGAGCGGGUGUGGAGCGGCGAGGACGAGGCGGAAGAAGAGGGGUUGGACCACAUCAACGCAGAGUUCGCCGACGAGUUUGAAGGUGGCUGCUGGGAGGAAAAUGAUGACGAUGAGGAGGAGGAGGAGGAGAACGAAGAAGACGAGGAGGAGGAUGAAGAGUCGGGGGCUGUGACGGAUUGGACCGUGGCGGACAUCGCCGCUCAGCAUUACAAACACUUCGGCAUGACGGAGAAUGUCGAGGACGUGACGAUGGUAGAAGAAGAGGAAGAGGACGAUGGGGAAGUAUCACUGUCCGGAACGGGCCGGCAGACAUUGACGCCCCACCCGCACAGGUUCCGGGCUGUGCGGCGCUCCUGGCAACGGCGGCCGUUCCGCGGCACCCCGGGCUAUAUGCUCAGCCUGCAGUGGAAGCGAUGGAGGCAACGAGCCCAACGGGUCUCCUUCCUUCAUCUGCGUUGGAGCCUGAAAGCAACCAACUACAAUUGUUACAACAACAAGACCAAGAUGAAACACUAUCGUCGUUCGGCGUACUCUGACGACGAGAACAGCGACGAUGACGGAUUCCCUGCGUCUGGUACGGCACAGAUUCCUUCCGUCUCUGAAAAUGCCGCUGGUGGAAAUUCUCAGGAAAAACAAAGGAGCGGCUACUCUCCGAACAGGCCCGGGGACCGAGGCCGACGGGAAGCAGAAGACAAACGGGCCGAGCCGGCGCUUUCCGAGGAGCACGUGAGCUGCGUAACAGCAAUUCUGGAAGAAUGCCUGCAGAAAUACGGCAGUUUGAUCCCGAUUCACACGGAAGAUGUCACGGAGAGGCUUCAGGACAUCUUCAGCGAGAACUUUUCGCAGGGGCACAGGAAAGCCAUGGUCCAACACUUGAUCCAGUCCUUCCAGCGUUCCUCGGGAUCGGCUCUGGCCAAAACCUUCCGAGUCAACUACAAACGGCACGUUCUUACAAUGGAUGACCUCGGCACUCUUUAUGGACAGAACUGGCUCAACGACCAGAUUAUGAACAUGUAUGGCGACCUGGUCAUGGAUUCGGUUCCAGAGAAGGUUCACUUUUUCAACAGCUUUUUCUAUGACAAGCUGAGGACAAAAGGCUACGAAGGAGUCAAACGGUGGACGAAAAAUGUGGAUAUCUUCCAGAAAGAUCUGCUGUUGAUCCCCAUCCACCUGGAAGUCCACUGGUCUCUGGUCAGCGUUGACAUUCCUGGGAAAACCAUCUUCUACUUUGACUCCCAGAGAACCCUUAACAGGCGCUGCCCCAAGCACAUUCAUAAGUAUCUGCAAGCAGAAGCCAUCAAAAAAGACCAGAAAGACUUUUUGACCGGCUGGAAAGGCUUUUUCAAAAUGAAUGUGGGCCGGCAGAACAACGACAGCGACUGCGGGGCGUUUGUCUUACAGUACUGCAAGUGUCUGUCCUUGGGCCAGCCGUUCAGCUUCGGCCAGCAGGACAUGCCUCGCCUGCGAAGGCAAAUGUACAAAGAACUAUGCCACUGUAAGCUCACCGUGUGA